AUGAACAGGCAUAAAACAACCCGUUACACAGUUCCAACCUACAUUGUUGCUGAAUCUUACGGCGGGAAAAUGGCAACGUAUUUUGUUUUACUUUGGGAUAAGGUCCAGAACCCCACAGAUGGUACUGAAAAGUUUAAGAGUAAUUUGAAAGGAAUUGGCUUGGGAGAUCCUUGGAUCUCACCAUUAGAUUCAAUUCUUUUUUACGCUCCCUUUUUAUUAAACACGGGGAUGAUAAAUUACAAUGGUUAUGAGAAAAUCCAACAGGCAGCAAGUUUGACAAAAUAUGCGAUAGAUUCAGGAAACUGGUCUAACGCAAUCAAACAAUUCAAAAAUACAUGGAUUACUAUCAUUAAUUGCACAAAUAACAUUGAUUUGUACAAUUUUUUAGAAAAGAAAAUACAGUUAUUUGAAUCGCAUCUAGCAUUUUCUUCUCUUACUCAAAAAACUCAGCAAAAUGUAAGGUUUGACCAAAAACUAAAUUCCCUUAUGAACGGCAGUGUUAGAAGAACUCUGGGUCUUAUAAGGCCGUUCAAAGUACGUUCAUAUGACAUUAAACAUAGCUUGCGUGAAGACUUUUUGAAGCCAGUAACAAAUAUCGUUGAAAGAAUCCUCAAUGAAACAAAUCUCAAAGUAUUUAUAUACAACGGACAACUAGACGUUGUUAUUCCAACUUCCAGUACGCUCACCUGGAUUGAAAAACUACAUUGGGAUGGCGCAUAAAAUUGAAAAAAAUCAGAACGGAAAGCCAUCACUAUUGACAAUUACAUUGAAGGCUACGUACAAGGCUUCACAAAGUUAAAGAUGUUCUGGAUUAAUAGAGCUGGUCAUAUGGCACCAGAAGAUAAUUACCAAGCGACACAUGUAAUGCUCCAAAUGCUAACUAAUGCUUCAUAAUUCUUCUAUUAUUUUUAUGAAAAAUUAUUCCAAUUCUCAUAUAUGUAGUAAUAAAUUUCUAGAUUGUACAAUAAUUUGAUUAAAAUAAAAUUUUUUAAAUUUAUGAAA
Cotesia glomerata is the source of this 1002-nucleotide messenger RNA. RefSeq names its product retinoid-inducible serine carboxypeptidase-like. The record is from RefSeq and is a predicted model, not a curated record. The coding region runs from base 1 to 720 and encodes 239 amino acids. The transcript is spliced from 5 exons. Gene Ontology annotation, molecular function: serine-type carboxypeptidase activity. NCBI's taxonomy places the organism in Eukaryota, Metazoa, Arthropoda, Insecta, Hymenoptera, Braconidae. Gene Ontology annotation, biological process: proteolysis.